Messenger RNA from Castor canadensis (American beaver), 2305 nucleotides. The record is from RefSeq and is a predicted model, not a curated record. Lineage: Eukaryota; Metazoa; Chordata; Mammalia; Rodentia; Castoridae.
GUCGUUUGUCCAAUGGGAAAGGACGUGUUUGUGGACCAAUAGGGCUCAGACGGUUAGGCCCCGCCCACAAGCCUGCCAAGCCAAUCGGCUAGGUGCAGCGAGUGGCCCAGCCCUGGCUGUGCGUCAGAGAGUUAAGGCGCGGUAUGGCGGGCGGGGCCCGAGAGGUGCUCACGCUGCAGUUGGGACAUUUUGCGGGUUUCGUGGGAGCACACUGGUGGAACCAGCAGGAUGCUGCGCUGCAUCAAACGACCGAUGCCAAGGAGUCCCCAGGAGAGUUGUGCCCCGACGUCCUGUACCGGACGGGACGGACGCUGCAUGGCCAGGAAACCUACACGCCGCGACUCAUCCUCGUGGAUCUGAAGGGCAGUCUGAGCUCCCUAAAAGAAGAAGGUGGACUCUACAGAGACAAACAGCUAGAUGCUGCAAUAGCAUGGCAGGGGAAGCUCACCACACACAGAGAGGAAGUCCCUCCCAAGAACCCUUAUCUCCAGGACCUUCUGAGUGCAGAGGGAGUGCUGAGUAGUGAUGGUGUCUGGAGGGUCAAACCCAUCCCUAAUGGCAAAGGUUCCCUUCCAGUCAGCCCUGCUUUGACUCCAAAAUCACUUAUCCCCACAGAGGGUGGCAUCAGAGUCUGGUCAGACUUCCUCAGAGUCCAUCUCCAUCCCCGGAGCAUUUGCAUGAUUCAGAAGUACAACCAUGAGGGGGAAGCAGGUCGGCUGGAAGCUUUUGGCCAAGGGGAGAGUGUCCUGAAGGAACCCAGGUUCCUGGAAGAACUCGAGGACAGGCUGCACUUCUAUGUGGAGGAAUGUGACUACUUGCAGGGCUUUCAGAUCCUGUGUGACCUGCAUGAUGGUUUCUCUGGGGUAGGCGUUAAAGCAGCUGAGUUGCUACAUGACGAGUAUUCAGGGCGGGGGAUAAUAACCUGGGGCCUUCUCCCUGGUCCCUACAAUCUUGGGGAGCCCCAGAAAAACAUCUAUCGUCUGUUAAACACAGCAUUUGGCCUGGUGCACCUGACUGUUCACAGCUCUUUCGUCUGCCCCUUAUCUUUGGGCGGGAGCAUGGGCCUGCGACCCAAGCCACCAGUCAACUUCCCUGACCUGCGUUAUGACGCCACUCUGCCCUUCCACUGCAGUGCCAUCCUGGCUACGGCCCUGGACACAGUUACAGUUCCUUAUCGCCUGCAUUCCUCUCCAGUUUCCAUGGUUCAUCUGGCUGAUAUGCUGAGCUUUUCUGGGAAAAAGGUGGUGACAGCAGAAGCAAUCAUCCCCUUCCCCUUGGUUCCAGGCCAGUCCCUUCCUGACACCCUGAUGCAGCUUGGAGGAGCCACCCCUUGGACUCCACUGUCGGCAUGUGGGGACCGCUCUGGAACACGCUGCUUUGCCCAGUCAGUGGUGCUGAGGGGCAUAAACACAGCAAGCCACAUCAGUCAGGUCACCCCAGGGACAUCUCUUCCUUCUACUCUCCAUGCAUGUGCCUCUGGGGAAGAAGUCUUAGCCCGGUAUUUGCAGCAGCAGGAGCCUGGAGCUGUGAGUUCAUCCCAUCUGCUGCUGACUCCCUGCAUGGUGGCUCCUCCUUACCCCCACCUAUUCUCUGGAAGCUUCAGCCAGCAGGGUGUGGUUCUGGAUGGUACCUCUAAAGGCACAGGUAGGUACAAGCAGUGCAGAGCAUCCCGGUAUUUGGGGCCUUACGCUCUUCUUCAUCUCUGCACCGGACCCUGGAAGGCUUGGCAGAAGAGCUCACCAAACUCGACCUGCGGCGCUGGGCCAGUUUCAUGGAUGCUGGAGUAGAACAGGAUGACAUGGAGGAGCUGCUGCAGGAGCUACACAGCCUGGCCCACUGCUACCGGGAGGGUCACAGCCUCCCAGACUAAAGGAGUGGGAGAAGAGCUACUUGGCAAUAAAAGCUGCUGGGUUAGGGAGCCCAGUGUCUUUGGGCAGAGGAGCUCAGUGUCUUGAACUGGCUACUUGACAUGAGCAUUUAUUACAUUUAGAAACACUGUGAGUAGAUCACAGAACAAUAAAUAUGUACUAUCAGACAAAAAAGAGUAGAGAAAGGAGCCCCUCUCCCUCAAUGCUAUUUACAGAGUGGAUUUGUAGGGUCUUCAUCAAAGACCCUGAAAGAGACAUGGGAUGCGGAGCCCCGGGGCUCAGGUGCAGACUCAUUUUGUCCUUGUCCUCAGCUCUGCUCUCCAGCUCUGUGUGCUCAAGGACUGCACAAAUGAAGUACAGCCACCCUUCUCCCCCAGCACAGGGUGCCUGUCAGGUUGGUCCUGUGAAAAUGACACGCACACCUUCCCGGAGUCUCA